Molecule: messenger RNA, 1494 nt
Organism: Amorphotheca resinae ATCC 22711
Lineage: Eukaryota; Fungi; Ascomycota; Leotiomycetes; Helotiales; Amorphothecaceae
Exons: 4
Coding region: 1-1494 (497 amino acids)
Source: RefSeq, a predicted model, not a curated record
AUGAAUGUCAUAUUCAAGUCUGCGAAUUGGGAUACUAUCCACGAAACGCGAGCUCCAUCUCUACAGCUCAGAGCUAAACGAUGUUUCGCCGCAGCCAUACUAUGUGCAAGCACUCUCUUCCUGCUAUAUAGAUACUCUCGGCUCUGGCAAGGCAGCCCAUUGCUUUGGACUACGCCAGAGGAUCGUUUUGUAGAGUUUCAAGAAUGUUCCAUCAAAAACUUGCUGAGUACCGAGCUGAAAUUUCUCGAUUCUGCAUCGCCAUUACCAUUGGAUGAAUUUGUCCAACGCAGGACCCGUCUUGCAGAAGCGCUCGUUGCAGACCAUGUUGAUGCUUUUGUCGUUGAACCGGGCUAUACCUUCCAGUAUUACAAUAAUAUAAGUCAAAAAGACUGGGAGGUAUGGGAACCCGAAGAACGUCCCUUUCUGAUGCUUGUUCAACCGCAAGUGGAUCUUACCACGGGAACCGUAAACGCAAUAACCAAAUUUCUUGCUCCGAGCUUCGAAGUUGAAAGAGUAAAGAUGUUAGGAAUGCCAUUCAAGGAAGACAUCGCCAUUGUCCCAUGGGAAGAACACUGGAAUCCUUACGAGACACUGAGAAGGUCGUGGACCCAGUAUCCUGUGACUGAAGAGGAGGUGACUGAUGAAAGAUAUGCCCCAAAAAUCAUGGUAGAUGAAGAGAUGAGAGAUUUCAUCCAGAGAGGCCUUGGUGAGAAUGGUUUCGACGUCGUGGGACUUGGUGGCGAGGUUGAGAGAGUAAAGCAGACGAAAUCCCCAAUGGAGAUCGAAAUUAUCAGAGCAGUCAACACUGGGACCGUGGAAGCCGUGCGGGCAAUGCGAGAGUGCAUGUAUCCCGGCUUAACUGAGAACCAAGUAAUGGAAGUUCUGGAUAAUACGCUUAGAGCUGCAGGAAUGGAACCCUUUUUUGACAUUGUCCUGUUCGAUGAGGAUGCAUCAAACCCACACGGUGGGACAGAUGGAAGCAAAGCUCUGGAAGCACAAACCUUUGUCCUGAUUGACGUUGGGGCACAUCUAUUUGGCUACUCCUCCGAUAUCUGCCGUACAUUUUUUCCACCUUUUUUUCCAAAGCCGACCCCCAGCUCGUUCAGCGCACUCCCACUCGGAAUUCAAGAAAAGCUUCGUGUUUGGGCCAUCGUGUUCGAAGCUCAAACUCAGUCUAUGCAGGCGAUGCAUGCAGGAAGCGCAGCCGCAACGGUUGAUAUCGCCGCAAGGAAAGUUAUUACUGAUGCGGGGUAUGGCACUGCCUUUACUCAUCGCGUAGGUCAUGGGAUUGGCAUAAAAGCUCACGAGAGUCCAUAUCUGAACAAAGGAAAUCUGAACGUAACAUUGAGAGUAGGUAUGACGUUUACCUCCGAGCCCGGGGUUUAUCUUGUGGAUAAGUUUGGGGUUAGGCAUGAGGAUAUUUUACUUGUGAAGGAGGACGGCGAACCUGAGAUUUUGACUGGGAAAAGGGCCUCGGGACCCUGGGAUCCGUGA